GUAUUUUUUUUUUUUAUAAUCUACAAACUUUUCUUUCUUCUUUAUAUCUUUUAAAAAUUAAUUUUUAUCAGAAGCCCUCCUCAUCUCUCUCUCUAUCACAUGACGAAAAUUGACCAAUGAAAUCCGACCAACAUCACAGCCUCAUGCCGUCCAUCGUAGUUUCAUUGAUGUAAUUGUUGGACACAGAUGAAAAUAUUUGACUCUAAUUUAACCGUCAUCGAGAUUUAUAUGUGAAUAUCAGAAAGACUCAAGGAAGAUGAUGUACAGCUCAGUUAUAACACUAUUUAUUUAAAUCUAUGGUGGAAUUACUGAAAUAUUUUCUGUGUGUGACUAUUACCAACAUUCUAUGUGGGAAUCUAUACGAGAUAGUUUUGUAUUCUAAUGAGAUAUGGAUGAGUUUACAAAGGAAUGUGUCCCAGCCAUGUAUAUUGUCAAGUUGAUGGAGAAACAGCAGUAGAAAUACUUGUCAGAAGGAAUCAAAAAAUAAGGUCUAAGAAAAGAAAAUAAUGAAAUAUGUUGAGAGAAAAUUGAUAGACAAUGAAUUGUAAGAGAAGCAGUCUAAAAAGUUUGAUUUUCCUGGUGUGUUGAAAGAGUAAGGCAAAACGUCAUACCAGUGUGAUAUCUUUAAAAUGUCAUUCUCUCAAACAAACAAUUUUAUUCACAAAUGCAUUUAUACAGGAGAAAAGCCAUAUUCCUGUGAUAUCUGCAAUAAAUUAUUUUCUAGAGGUUUUGACUUAACAAGACACAAACGCAUUCAUAUGGCACAGAGACCAAAUCAUUGUGAUACUUGUGGUAAAUCAUUCUCUCUAAAUGAUCACCUAACUAAACACAAACACAUUCACACAGGAGAAAAACCAUAUCAUUGUGAUAUCUGUGGCAAAUCAUUCUCUCUGGAUGAUCACUUAACUAAACACAAACGCAUUCAUACAGGUGAGAAAUCAUAUAACUGUGAUAUCUGUGGCAAAUCAUUCUCUGGAAGUAGUGACUUAAAAAGACAUAGACGCAUACAUACAGGAGAGAAGCCAUACCGCUGUGGUAACUGUGCUAAAUCCUUCUCUGAAAAAUCUAAAUUAAAUAAACACAAACGAUUUCACACAGGUGAGAAGCCAUAUUGCUGUGACAUCUGUUAUAAAUCAUUCUAUGGAAGAGGCGACUUAACUAAACACAAAUGCAUUCAUACAGGAAAGAAACCAUAUCAUUGUGAUAUUUGUGGCAAAUCAUUCUGUGGAAGUAAUGACUUGACAAGACACAAGCGAGUACAUACAGGUGAGAAGCCAUAUCACUGUGAUAUUUGUGGCAAAUCAUUCUCUCUAAAUGAUCACUUAACUAAACACAAACGAAUUCAUACAGGAGAGAAGCCAUACAAUUGUAGUAUCUGCAGUAAAUGCUUCACUAGAAGCGGUGACUUAACUAAACACAUACGCAGUCACACAGGAGAGAAACCAUAUCACUGUGAUAUCUGUUAUAACUCAUUCUCUGGAAGUAAUGACUUAAGAAGACACAAACGCAUUCAUACAGGAGAGAAGCCAUACCACUGUGAUGCUUGUGGCAAAUCAUUCUCUCUAAAUGAUCACUUAAGAAGACACAAACGGAUUCAUACAGGGGAGAAGCCAUAUCAUUGUGAUAUCUGUGGUAAAUUGUUCUCACGAAAUGAUCACUUGACUAAACACAAACGAAUUCACAUUAGAUAGAAACGAUGCAGUGAUUUUAACGGAGGAAAUAACAUAAUUACUUGCUGUCACAUUCCUAUAGGAGAGAAGACAUAUAACUGAUAUUUCUGGUAAAUCAUUCACUUGGACAAGUCACUUGACUACGUGUAUGUUUUAUUUGGAAGAGUAACUGUGUCAGCAUCUAAAGUAAUUCUCUAAGAAAACUAGCAAAUAUUAAAUUGUGCACACAGGACAGAACCAUGUGAUAACAACUUCCCAGCACUGUUGUUUUAUAUAAACACUAUUGUAUCUAAUAAAAGCAUUCUUUGAAACAA
Molecule: messenger RNA, 1984 nt
Organism: Octopus bimaculoides (California two-spot octopus)
Lineage: Eukaryota; Metazoa; Mollusca; Cephalopoda; Octopoda; Octopodidae
Biological process (GO): regulation of DNA-templated transcription
Molecular function (GO): RNA polymerase II cis-regulatory region sequence-specific DNA binding; DNA-binding transcription factor activity, RNA polymerase II-specific
Source: RefSeq, a predicted model, not a curated record